This is a messenger RNA of Aspergillus steynii IBT 23096, 716 nucleotides long. RefSeq lists its product as uncharacterized. NCBI's taxonomy places the organism in Eukaryota, Fungi, Ascomycota, Eurotiomycetes, Eurotiales, Aspergillaceae. The coding region runs from base 251 to 595 and encodes 114 amino acids. The transcript has 2 exons. The record is from RefSeq and is a predicted model, not a curated record.
UCUCGAUCCCGUCACCCCUCCACCUGUCACCCCCUGCGACUCCCACGCAGCAUUCAAAUCCGAAGCCGUUCAAUUGCGCCGGCUGUUGUUAUCGCUGGUCGAGGCGAUUACUGAAUUUUGGCACCCGGUUCCAACAGUCCCUGCCUUGCUGCAUCCGACAGGGGUUUCUAACCCGCCACCGCCUGUCCUACCAUUUAACACCUGAAACCCCAGAGUUUUCCGAACCUCGACGACCAAUUACACAUCCACAAUGUCUGCUCGGUCAUUGACGCAUUCCAUUCGCGCGCGCGCUCUCCUCCGCACGCCCCGGACCGCCCAGGGCUUUUCUACUCGCAGCAACCUCCGUGCGGCGGAUCAUGGUGAUCACUACGACCCCCCGACCGGCUGGCUGUUCGGCGUGAAGCCCGGCCAGAAGUACCAGAAGGAAGGCUGGGAGAACAUGUGGUACUAUGGAUUCAUUGGAAGUCUCCUCGCUGCGGGAGUCGCAUAUGUCUUCAAGCCGGAUACCUCGAUACAAACGUGGGCUUUGGAGGAAGCCCGACGGAGGCUGGAAGCCGAGGGUAUCCUGGAGGACCCUGACAAGGUCAAGAAAUAGACUGUUUCGGUCCGGAGUUUGCCUUGUACGCUGUACAUAGAAUGAUCGGACAUGGACGAAAAAUUGGGAUGGGAUUGUACUGUACCAGCAGAUGCGAUUUGCCGGUCCGGCUCUAGACAGG